AUGUCCCGUCGAGGUUUUCCCGGUGGUGCUGGGAAGUCGCGGCUGGCAGGCUUUGGAGAUCUGGACCUGGCGGCAACGCGAGGGAUUCUAACCGGUCCUUUCAGCGGUCCGUUCAGCCCCGGAUCGACCUCGUCGCCGAAGCGGCCGGAGGCGUUGCCCUCCGGGGAAAAGCCGGCCUUGAUCAACCGUUACAUCGAACCGCCGGAAGACGGGCUGACGCGAUACCCGACCUUCCGCUCGCCUCAGGGGGUAUUGCGGGGACUGGAUUACUUGGGUACCACGGUGUUCGCCAUUUCGGGCACCGUGACUGCAGGGCAAGUGGGCAUGGACCUUCUCGGGUGCAUCAUCGUGGGGACCAUCACGGCCACGGGAGGGGGCACCGUGCGUGACGUGCUUCUCGGCAACACCCCCGUCUUCUGGAUGCACGAGACGGAGUACCUGUGGAUGUGCCUCGCCACCACCGUCGGCAUCUUCUUCCUCUGGUCCUAUCUCGCGGAGAGAGGUGUCCGGGAUGACAUGGCGCUGCUCAACUGGGUGGACGCGAUGGGGGUUGGGGCGUUCUGCUGCAUCGGGGCCCAGGCCGGCGUGCGCAAGGGCUUAUCGAACGUGGUCUGUGUGGCGUGCGGCAUGCUAACAUCGACGUUCGGGGGCGUGAUCCGCGAUGUGCUCUGCUCGCGCCCACCCAGGAUCCUGUUCUCGCACUGUGAGAUCUACGCCUCCACCGCCGUGCUGGGGUCUGCCGUCUACAUCGCCACCAAAGCGGCGGGUUUACCCCCAGUCGUGCGAAUCAUGAGCGGUUUCCUGUCGGCAGUCGCCCUCCGGGUCCUGGCCUUCACGACGGACAUCAGGCUGCCCACCUGGACGCAGCCUUCGGGGGCCGCUGUUGGCGAGGAACAGCUGGAGGAGAUGGAGGCCCAAAGCGAGGCCAAGAAGAUACACUUGGGGGGUGAUUGACAUGAUUGAUGAUCGUCGGCGAUCAUGAUGAUCGUUGUCGUCAGGAUUCGACACUUGGGGGGUGAUCAUGAUCUGUGCGUAUGAUCAUGAUCAUCGUCGUCAUGGAUCGAUACUGAGCUUGGUUCGUUGGAUCUUCUGGGUUCGACAGCCUCAUCAUGGCUCUGUUUGCUCUUCCUUUUUGCCCGAAGGGGGGGGAGAUAACACGGGCGGUAGGAAAGGCUUUCCGAUGGAAGACUAUUGGGCUAUUGGGGAGAUGAGAGUGGCGGCGGCGCGCGAGUGAGGCUGAGGUGGAUCGAUAUCAAGUGAAGAGCUUUUAUUGGUUUUGAUUGUUCAUUUUGUUUUCGGGUUGUACGACAUGGCGGAAAUCUCGCUAACAAAACACGAGACGUGCAACGAGGCGGGGCCAGAGAGAAAGGUCGCCAAUGCGAUGGUUCUGAUGGUUUGCUUAUGGUGAUGAUAUUGUCAUGCAACGAAAGAUUGGUGCCGGGGAGGAAAGACGGGUCGGGGUCAUGGUUGCCGUGUCAUGUACCGUUACGCUUGAGAUGGUGGCCCCGCAGGUAGAUCUCGAAAUCGAUGCUCCUCCGAUGUUUCCUCGGAAUCACCAAACUCGAUGCAUACGGGAUGUGACAUGGCUUGGUUUGUGGUGGUCAGAGAGCGGCACAGCUGUGGGUGGGUGUGUUUUGAUGGACGGGGGUUGGAGGGUUGUGGCAGUACUGCUGUAGGCUUCGCAAGGAUAUUUAAGCUUGGUUUUAGUAGGGGGCACGGGGUGGGGGGUUGGGGGUUAGGGUGAGGGAUGGGGAUACGGAGCUACCCUCUCUAUUUCGUAGAUUAUGAAUGAAAUCCUCGCGAAGGCGGUCCGGUUGGGGGGGCGGGGGGGCUGGGGGGGCUGCAGGUGUGUACUCACGCCUCCUUUGUUUUUUCUUUUUUGGUUGUUCGCCCCCCAGACCAGCGCGUCUUCAAGCGGGGACGAACGGGUGGAAGCGGGGAAAUCUGUUUUCUCCCCCCGACACUUUCUGCGUUGUUCAUGUCUGGCCAGUGAACGUGGCUCGUUUCGAUUUGUGCAAGAAAUUUUGGCGUUGCCUGACGUAAGUAAGUGUAGGAAGACUGUUGAAUAGUCGACACCCUUUCAAGUUUUUCUUUCAUGUUCUUGGUCAAAGCCUGCCCUGGUGGUCUCAGCCGAUCGAUGUGCAUGAAUACAUCGGGGUUGGCAAGCGUCGACUUGGGCAGGCCGCUCGAUUUCGGCGGUAUCUGUAAUCGCUGUAUGUGCGUAGCAAGUCACGCGAUGUAGUUUUCUCUGUACCGUAGUGUCGCCGCUCUGUAAAAAGAACAACAACGAUGGGUUUCGAGUAGCAGCGCGAGAUUGGGGUAGGGAGGGAUCGACUUUGCUUGAUGGUUAUCACUUUGUAAAUAGAAGGCUGGGCAGAAUGUGUGCUGGGCAGAGCUAUCGCUCCAGUUGGUGGUGAGAUAUUUGUGCAUGGGCAUGCACGAAGCCCGGGCAAAUCGUUCGCACUCACGCUUGUUUGUGGGUGUUCUCGGUGUUCUACAUUAUUUUUGUUAUUCCGUGUUCAGCUUGUGUUUGUCUAGUUUAUUUACACGGUUGGUUGUAGUACGUCGAUACUUGUGUUGAAGCAAACAUCGCGUUGUUCGCUUUUUUCUUGUCUUCCCUACAAUAUGUUCAAGGUUACCCUUAGUCCUCGGUUUGACUAUCCUUUUCGGUUGUCGCCCAGUUCAUGACGUUGUUUUUGUUGUGUUUUUUCCCUCCCUCUCAGGACUGAUAGGGAGUCGGUUCGCUGAGCGAGCAUUCAACAUUCAACGCCCCGUUCCUUCGCAAUGACCUACAAUCACAACCAAUCUCGUCUGUCGGUGCGCGAGUUCUCCGUGGACCACCCCAGAAGAGAGAUCGAUCGCAGCGUGUUGAGAAUAACGCGUUUAUUUGUCCUUGUGUUUGUGUCAGAGGGCGUCUGUCUGUUGUGACGGUCUGGCGGGGAAACUAAACAUCCAUGCGUGUUUUUUCCCCUAUUUUUUUCUUAAUA
Ectocarpus siliculosus is the source of this 2987-nucleotide messenger RNA. The record is from the annotation of a GenBank genome assembly. NCBI's taxonomy places the organism in Eukaryota, Phaeophyceae, Ectocarpales, Ectocarpaceae.